Molecule: messenger RNA, 3634 nt
Organism: Oldenlandia corymbosa var. corymbosa
Lineage: Eukaryota; Viridiplantae; Streptophyta; Magnoliopsida; Gentianales; Rubiaceae
Source: the annotation of a GenBank genome assembly
CAAAAACAAAAAACUCUUCACAACAAAAGAUGGCGGCGGGCGGUGGUGGCGCUCUCUCUUACUUUCUCAAUUUCUCCUAAAACAGUUCAUCCCAAUCGCGGAAAGACUGCAAGUCUGCAACCCAAGAAGAAAAAAAUGGCGAACGCUUCACAUCUCGAGAGUAUGGGUAAAGAACUCAAGUGUCCCAUCUGUUUGAGUCUAUUGAAUAAGGCUGUCUCUCUCACCUGCAAUCAUGUGUUUUGCUGUUGCUGUAUUGAGGAAUCUAUGAAAGCAUCGUCCUAUUGUCCAGUGUGUAAAGUUCCUUUUCGUCGUAGAGAAAUUCGACCUGCUCCUCAUAUGGAUAACUUAGUCAACAUUUACAAGAGUAUGGAAGCUGCUUCAGGAGUUAACAUAUUUCUCACGCAAGUAGCUCCUCCAAUGAGAUCGUCAGAUAUUGAGAACCAUCCUGAUGGUGGUAGAAGUUGUGAAUUGCAAGACAACAGACAAACUAGCACUGGUUUAUCAGCUUCAGAAAGGAAGAAGAGAAAUGCAGCAAGGGCAUUAAAAGAAUCUGACUCGAUCCCUGUAAAGCCUUCCUUUCCUGCUAAAAAAAGGGUCCACGUCCCACAUGACACGCCUUCAGAUUCGAGGUUUGCUAAGUUAAUAGAUGAACCUCGUACAAGUACUGGAGGCAGACGAGUUGAUAAGCCUGUUCUCGAACAAAUGGAAGAACCUCUGUUUGCUCCUUUUUUCUGGCUGAAAGAUGAUAACUCCCCUAAAACUACUCAACAAUCGUCUGGGGACCAAAUCUUUGAAACACCCCCUGAUGUUCCCUGCUUCAGUGACAUCAAGGACUCUGAUGACGAGUUUCCCUGUGAUUUGUCACCAGAAGUAGGGAAAUGCUACCCAGAUGGCGAAAAAGACAUGUUUGAUAGUGAAAUGUUUGAAUGGACACAAAGACCUUGUUCUCCGGAACUUUGUUCAAGUCCAGAGCAAAGAGAGUCUGAAGAUGAUACUGAGUGUCUAAAACAAGUUGAGGAUGGGUCUGUUUCACGCACUGAAAGUAUAAUCUUGGAAAGUGGGCCCGCUAAAGGAUCCAUAAUGAACAAUGCAGCUGACAAAAAAGAUCCCAAUUUUCCCAUUCCAUGUUUUCCAAAGAAUAAAACUGAUAAUAAAAAAGCUGGGGUGUCUGGAAAGAGAAGUAACAAGGCUGUAGUAAGAAAACAAAGAAAACGUGCGUGGAAGAUUUCAGCUGAUGCAUCAGAAGUUCCCAACGAGUUGGAAAAUUUGGGUGAAGAAAUACUGGAAAAGUCUGGCAAUGGUGAGGAGUCAAGUGUAUUAAAGAAAGGGUCUAAAAGUGAGGAAAAUAUUCUGACUGAUACUUAUCUUAUGAGGACCAAAGGAAAUCUGUCCAGUUCAUGUGAUGGGGAAAAUAUUUCGGCUCAAGAUAAAAGCAGAAUAGUUAUUGAUUUGCCAGUUCAGAAGAAAUGUAGAAAGAGAAGUACUUCUAAGAAUAUUGGCCAAACAAGGGGGAGCACUUAUUCAGUGUGCAAGAGUAGUUGUGCCACUGAAGGUAAAAGUUUGAAGGCUGCCAACAAGAGCAUGGAUCUUCAUCAAUCUGAGAUUCGGCUGACAUAUGUGCGUGAAAAGUCGCCUUGUGAUGAGGCUGAAUGUUUUGAUAUGGGGAGGACACUUAAAAGGUGCAAAGCUAACCACAGUGAAAAAAUGGCAACCUCAAAGUCUGUGAGAUUUAGUGAGGAGAAUAAUGCGUAUUAUCAUAACACCAAAAGAAAGUUGGCUUCAGAAGAAGUGAAAAAAUCUGGAGUAGUUCUAGAGAGUUUCAACGAGGGAAAUAUGGUCAACUCAUCAGGAGCAGAGGCUUCUCCUCGUUCAUUUGGUGACAGAGACAAGAAUUUUUGUGCUUUUUGUCAUAGUACAGAAUGUUCUGAGGUUUCAGGGGUCAUGCUUCAUUAUCUCAACGGCAAGCCGGUUGCAGGCGAUCACAUUAAAGGACCAAAUGUCAUACAUUGUCAUAAGAAUUGCACAGAAUGGGCUCCUAAUGUGUUUUUUGAAGAGGAUAAUGCAAUUAAUCUAGAAGCAGAACUGAGAAGAAGUCUAAAAAUAAAGUGUGGGUUAUGUGGAAACAGAGGCGCUGCUCUUGGAUGUUUUGAACGGACUUGCCGCAAGAGCUUUCACAUUCCUUGUGCAAAAAUGACUUCUCAGUUUCGCUGGGAUCACGAAAACUUUGUGUUGUUAUGCCCCCUUCAUGCCUCUAGUAAGCUUCCAUGUGAAAUGCCUGCAAAUCAUUCUACCCAGAAGAAAUUAUCCACAAAACGAGAUUCGCGCAUCAAGAAAGUGCAGACAGCCAAAGAUGCAGUUAAGGAAAAUCUACAGUGGAAGUCAUGCAAAAAUGCCAGGGACUACGUUCUGUGCUGUUCAGGUCUGACUAGUAUCGAGAAGGAAAUUGUUUCCCAGCUGGAAAAGUUUUCUGGGAUCACAGUAAUAAAGAAUUGGGACCCAAGUGUAACCCAUGUAGUUGCAGCUACAGAUGAUAAUGGUGCUUGCAAAAGAACCCUCAAAUUUUUGAUGGGCGUCCUGGAGGGAAAAUGGAUUUUGAACAUUGAAUGGGUGGGAGCUUGCAUCAAGUCAAUGAAACUUGUUGAUGAACAACCUUAUGAAGUCAAAGUUGACGCUCAUGGAAUCAAGGAUGGCCCUCAUAUUGGAAGAUUAAGAUUUUUAAACAAGGUUACACUGUAGUACUUUUGUACUUCUGUUGAUAUCAUUUUUCCAACCCCUAAUUCUUAAAAUGGUAUCUAGAAAGUGACUGUUGUUUACUGGAACCAACAUUAAGAUUUCAUACAACCUGGUGAGUUUGUAAGUUACAUGGACUUCUCUAGAUUACUUCUUCAGUGCAGGACUUUUCUUGUUGUUUUCGGACUUGUUCGCAGUGCAGAAGUUUUGCCUUAGGUACUUUCUUUAAACCAAUGAAAUGACCUGAGCGUCAAAUCUAACUUGCAGGAACCAAAGCUUUUCAGUGGUUGCAAAUUCUACUUCAUUGGUGAAUUUGAGACUUCUUACAAAGGAUUUCUCACUGAUCUUGUGAUAGCUGCUGGAGGAUCUACACUUAAACGGAAGCCAGCACCGAAAGGUCAAGACUUGUUCACGCCCAACAGCUCUACUGUCUUCGUAGUUUAUAAUGCAGAGCAACCAGAGCAGGAAGAGUCUGGAAGGAGCAAGAGAAGAUCAUUAUUGAAGCAUAGCAUACCUCCUGAUGCAGAGGCCUUAGCUACUUCAAGUGGAGGUGUUGCAGUAUCAAAUGCAUGGCUUUUGAACUCAAUUGCUGGCUGCAAAGUUCAAAAAACUCCAGAAUAAUGACAUGGUGAACUAUGAAACUUCAAAUUUGUACCUUUAUAUUGGUAUCUAUCUAUACCUACAACUUGAUGGAAGUCAGCAGUUCCAUGACUUCACAUGUUAUCUCACAAGAGAAUAAUAUUUAUGGGGAAUCCUUGCAAAGUUUAUAAGUUCAACUCUGAAACUAUUUUCUAGUUAUCAAGGAUUUUAGAGAUUCAGGUGCCGAAAUCAUACUCCCUUUGUCCUGAAAAAGGAAUACUAAUUGUUACUACAUUUUGGUUCAACUAUAAGGCGGCUAGGGACA